Messenger RNA from Perca flavescens (yellow perch), 6403 nucleotides. Its product is annotated as potassium voltage-gated channel subfamily KQT member 5. NCBI's taxonomy places the organism in Eukaryota, Metazoa, Chordata, Actinopteri, Perciformes, Percidae. Gene Ontology annotation, biological process: potassium ion transmembrane transport. Gene Ontology annotation, cellular component: voltage-gated potassium channel complex; membrane. The transcript is spliced from 16 exons. The record is from RefSeq and is a predicted model, not a curated record. Gene Ontology annotation, molecular function: voltage-gated potassium channel activity. Bases 407 to 3631 code for a protein of 1074 amino acids.
CACGCGCAGCGUGUGUUGAAGCAACAAGCGGUAACAAAGCGCGCUGGGAAGAAAAUUGAAUGCCACAAAUAGCUCUACCGGACACACACUGUAUAUAUCUUUGUUAUUUUGUCACAUUGGACAGCAUGCGUGCACGGGACAGGCGCGCGGAUACCUUUACGCGCGGCGGCGGUGGCGGCGUAAAUGGCUCGCGAAGAGGUUGAUGCAUGAGGAAAGAGGGGCGGGGGCCAGUCAAAGUGGGACGGUAAACAGCGUGCCUGGCUCUGGCAACGGUUCCGCUCACAGCGCCUGUUAGACUGCGUCUCGCGCGUGUAGUGUUUUGUUCGUCCAGGGCACGUUGCUCCCAGCACACGACGCGCAUGCUUGAAGAGACCUCGGCGCACUUGAUGCCCGCUUUGGUGAUGCCAUGCCCCGGAACCACAGUGGAGACGAAAGCGGCACCGGGCUCUGGAUGAGGACGUCGCCGGGGCACCGUAGCGAAGGCUACGGCUUGAAAGAUGUAGAGUCCGGACGGAGGAUGAUGAACAACGCGGGAGACGGUUUGCUGUCAGCCUCCACCGCAGCAGGUGCUGCCGGAGGCUCCGAGAGCCUGAGAGGGAAGCAGGGAGCCCGGCUAAGCCUGCUGGGGAAGCCGCUCAUAUACAGCGCGCACAGCGGCCGGAGAAACGUGCGCUACCGGCGCCUCCAAAACUACCUGUACAACGUGCUGGAGAGACCGAGAACCUGGGCGUUCAUCUACCACGCCUUUGUGUUCAUCUUGGUCUUCAGCUGCCUGGUCCUCUCUGUGUUCUCAACCAUCCCGGAUCAUCAGGUCUUCUCCUCUUACUGCCUCCUCAUUCUGGACACCAGACUGAAGUUGCAAAUUCAAGAUGAGAUCUCACCAAGGAUUUUUAUAAUGGAGUUUGUGAUGAUUGUGGUGUUUGGAAUGGAGUACAUCAUCCGUAUCUGGUCGGCGGGAUGCUGCUGUCGCUACAGAGGAUGGCAGGGACGACUUCGCUUUGCCAGGAAGCCUUUCUGCGUCAUAGACAUCAUAGUGCUGAUUGCAUCAGUGGCAGUGGUGUCGGCGGGGAGCCAGAGCAAUAUCUUCGCCACCUCGGUGCUGCGGAGCCUGCGCUUCCUGCAGAUCCUACGCAUGGUGCGAAUGGACCGAAGAGGAGGCACCUGGAAGCUGCUGGGCUCUGUGGUCUACGCACACAGCAAGGAGCUGGUAACUGCCUGGUACAUCGGCUUCUUGGUUCUCAUCUUCUCUUCGUUUCUUGUCUACCUCGUGGAGACCAAGUCCAACGAUGAGUUUGCUACCUACGCUGAUGCGUUGUGGUGGGGCACGAUCACCUUGACAACCAUUGGUUAUGGGGACAAGACGCCAAAGACGUGGACGGGACGGAUGCUGUCCGCAGGGUUUGCCCUCCUGGGCAUCUCCUUCUUUGCCUUGCCAGCUGGUAUUCUGGGCUCAGGCUUUGCCCUGAAGGUCCAGGAGCAGCACAGACAGAAGCACUUUGAGAAAAGGAGAAACCCAGCUGCCUAUCUCAUCCAGUGUGUUUGGCGUAGUUAUGCGGCUGAUGAGAACUCGGUUUCCAUUGCUACCUGGAAGCCUCACUUGAAGGCGUUGCAUACCUGCAGCCCUACAAAAAAGGAGCAGGGAGAGUCAACCACAAGUCAAAAGUUGAGCUUCAAGGACCGGGUGAGGAUGGCGAGCCCUCGAGGUCAGAGCAUCAAGAACAGGCAGACGUCUUCGGUGAACGACCGCCGCUCUCCGGUGGCUGAUGCCGGGACAGAGGGCACCAGCCCUGCCAAGGUGCAGAAGAGCUGGAGCUUCAACGACCGCACACGCUUCAGACCCUCGCUCCGCCUUAAGAGCCAGUCACGCUCCACCACUGAUGCAGCAGACUCCAACAUGGCGGGGGAGGAUGGCUUUGAUGAGAAAGGCUGUCACUGCGAGAUCAUGGUGGAGGACUUGGUGCCUUCAGUCAAGGCUGUCAUUAGAGCUGUCAGGAUAAUGAAGUUCCAUGUAGCCAAGAAGAAGUUUAAGGAGACCCUGCGUCCUUAUGAUGUCAAGGAUGUGAUUGAACAGUACUCUGCCGGUCACCUGGACAUGCUGUGUCGCAUCAAGAGUUUGCAGACCAGGCUGGACAUGAUAGUAGGCCCACAGCCCCUGAGCAGCCGGGCCAAGACCUUUUCCUCCCCCUCCCUGCCUGUCUAUUACAGCCAGGGCAGAAAGAACUCCACCCAGGGAGUGGACCAGAUCCUUGGGAAAGGCCAGAUUCCUCUGGAUAAGAAGAUCCGGGAGAAGCUGCUGUCUGAUGGAGAUAUUUUAGAGGACAUGAGCAUGCUGGGUCGAGUCUGUAAGGUGGAGCGGCAGGUCCAGUCGAUCGAGUCAAAGCUCGACUCCCUGCUCGACAUCUAUCGUCAGGUUUUGCGCAAAGGCUCGUCCUCGGCCCUCACGCUCUCAUCUCUGCCCCUGUUCGAAUUGGAGCAAACUUCUGACUACCAUUCCUCUGUCUUUAGCAAGGACCUGUCCAGCUCCCAAGUCAGCAGCAGUGGAGCGCUUCCCCCUGGUAGCAACUCUCACCCCUCCCAGGGAGGACUCCAUCUCAUCCUGGCGCCGCCCAAUGAGCUCAACCUCAAUCUCAACGCCUCCUCUUCCACCGGCCUCGCAUCUUCCUCUUUCAGCCCGUCUCCAUUGCCUCACCACCACCACUACCGUCCUCAUUAUCAUCCCCACCCCCACCACACCCAGGCUCAGGCCACCACGCCUGAAAGUGGCACUGACGAGGCUGUGGGGAGCUCUCCACCCGUCCUCACCCCAAACAGUAUCAGCAGUGGCGGGGGUGGAGGAGUUGGAGAUGGAGGGUUUCCUCUUCUGGCGAGGCUUCUACCACCCCCCCCUUCGAGCCGGAGUGGGGGCCCGAGCAACUUGCCACGAGCCACUUCCGCAGAAGUGUCCCCUGACAUGGAGGACUUUUGUGGAGGUUUGGGGAUGCAGCUGGAGGGCACCAGUGUUGGGGAGGACUUUGGCCAUGGGUUGGGGCUGGGCAGACUGGGGCAGAAGCUACAGGGCAGCGCCAAUGCCAACGGCAGGCUGAAUACAAAGGAUGAGGGCUCCUGGAGAAGACAAAUGAGCCUGGAGCUGCAGCCCCUGGUGCCACCUGCCCCGGGCUGCUGCUCCGGCCCCAGCCAAACGGACCGAGGCUUGGGCAAGUCCAUGUCGGUGCAGAACCUGAUGCAGGCAGCCCCAGGGACUGUCCAUGACGCCCACCACAGCCACGGCCUCUCGUCUCCGAGCCCCAGUACAAGCAGUGACUCGCCCAUUGGCUUCCACAGCUGUAGCCAAGACCCUGGGGGAGUAAGGGGUGGUGGUGGUGGUGGUGGUGGUGGUGGUAAAGGCAGGAGUGGUGGAUGGGGUGAGGAGGACCUCUUUAUCAGCGAUAGGGACCUGGAGGCGCAGGGGUUUGACUUCCUGUCACAGGGGGCUGCUGAAGGCCACACCUACUCCUCUGAGCUGCUGAGGACAGAGAGCAGUGUUGGGGCAGGCGCCCGCAGCUCUAACCGCAGCCUGGCCAGUGCUCACACAGCCUCUCCCUCUGCUGGCAACACCGAAUUGCUGAACAUGCCACACGUGCGGCUAAAAUAAACUUGCCUAUCUGUUCAGAAGGCACGCAAAUCUCACCUCACAGAGUUUUUAGCCUUUUUGGAGGGGAGUGGGAGGGUGGGGGAACUGUGGGAACUUCUUUUUUGUUAAUUUUCAUGUUGAUCCAUUUGAUAAGAAUCACAGUAUUUUCAUACAGGAUGAUCACAUACGGUAUGGCAUACCAUUGCAUGAGUUACUCUUAGUUUUAUAGUGUGAUUGACAAAUCUGAGAUAAAAGAUGAAGAUGUGCACAAUGGGCGCACAACCCCCCAAACCUGAGACUUUGCUAUUAAACUAAGCCAACUAAACUUGGUCCUGAGAGACGGUUGGUUGAUACUGUACAGUAUGUGACCUUAAGACAAGAGCAUGAGCAUUGCAUGUUUUCAGUCAAAAGUACUGACAUUAGCAAGAAACCGUUUACACUUAAAGUAAGAAGGCAUGGACACCAAACCCUUUCUUUCCAUAUUGAAGUGAAUGUUAACUUACCACUGCCAAACGUUCAAUUUCGAUUUUAUGUCCAUAACAUUCUGUCUGUUUUAGAAAACCAGAUAACCUCCUUAAGAUUAUAUCCUUAAAUUAUAUGAAUUACUAUCCUCAACCAAUGACUUUGGAUCUUUUCAAAAAAACAGUGUACAUGCUAGUAUUAGUUUGAAAACUACAGGUCUUGAAUUGUUACCAUUUUUUUCUGACCAUUUCCAAAAAUAAUUUUUUUAGGCAUCCAUUGGUUUGCAAUAAUGUCCAAACAGUAAAUCAAUUAGCAGACUCCUAAGAGGUGCUUGAGUUAUGUAAUAUAUUACAGUGAAUAUCAGGCCAUUUUUGUCAAUUUUACAUGAUGUGGUUAUGCAGUUUAAAAUCACUGUAAAAGAAAUUACUUGAAUGACUUGAAACAAGCAAGUUUGAAAAGUCUGCUAACUGAUUUGCAUCAUACUGCCAAACAACAGGUAAAAUACAUUCUAUUUCUAUUACCAUUUCUGUUACACAGCAUGUUAAAUCCAAACAAAAACUAAAACAUGCAGAACACAGCACUGGUGAUGUCGUUUCAUUUAUUUUUUCUUAUUUUAGUUAAACUCUGAAUUGGUGUGUAUCUUAAUUUGGAACUCUUUGACAACCAUAACUUUUUACUGAGGAGUACCGCAUGAAAGACCAAACCGGAAAGAGAAAUGUCAGUGUUGCUGUAACUGCCAAAUAUUUGGACGCUUAUUAACGAUGUCACUUCUGUCAACAGCCAACUGUAGAAUGCGGUUGAAAGCAAAUACACGCAUGCACACACACCUGUAUACGCACAAAGGCAUCUGUGACUCUACAUGUCCAUUAUGCUGGGGAGGGUCUAAGGUACAGUCCAGUCCAGAUGAGAGGAACAAGGAGCAGAAGUUGCUUAUUCUCAGACCAAUUUUGCCCCGGCUGGUUGGUUUUCCAGCCAAUAGUCUAAACCUACGACGUUCCACUUCUAGGAUUGCUCUUGUGCUGCCGGAAAUUCCCCCAGAUGUCACUCUUUUUGGCCGGAUGACCAUUACCUUCCUCUUUCUUUGUGUUGUAAUUUUAAACUAUGGUGGAUUUGUGAGGACUAUGGUUAACUGCUCCUCAGAUCUCUGCAAGGUAAAUCCAGACAGCUAGCUAGACUAUCUGUCCAAUCUGAGUUUUUUGUUGCACGACUAAAACAACCUUUGAACGUACACACGUUCCACUAAAACAAGUUCCUUUUCAAUUCUAUUUUGCAGCGGCACAGUGGCUCCGCCCGGCGCUUAGCACCACCCAAGAUGAUUGUGAUUGGUUUAAAGAAAUGCCAAUAAACAAGAGCAGGGUUAACAGGGUCACAUUUUUGUCCCAUCCUGGAAUGCUGUGUGGCAAUGCGAGACUUUCCAGCCGAUGACAGCCAUGAAUUUAAACACAUCAUGAAUGUCAUUUCUUGGUUUAAAACAAGUUUGACGUUUUGUCAGAAUAUGUGUUUUGAGCAAAGCACUUUUGCUUUGAAAUCUUUUGCCACCCAGUUUUCUUGUUUACCUUAAAGGGAAGAUAUCUUAUUUAAAUCAUGGUCAAUGUUUGCUUUUUUUCAUAUAGUGUAAUGUGGGAUUAUGUUUGCUUCCUUGAAGUGGACCCGCUGCAGAAUGUAUUCCUGUUGCAUGGUACAGUAUCAGGUAAAUAAUUAUAGUGCCACAAGCUGCAGGUAAAUACUACCCAUAAAGCAUCCAAAGCCUCAGUGGAAUAAUCACCCUUAGCUAGCAGUACUUCAAUAUAGACCCAUAUCAAAGACCCAAAUAUAUUUUCAAUUUUACUUUCUUUCAGAUAUUUAAAUAUAUUUUGCAUGAAGAGGUUGUCAUAUUCAAACCUAUCUAUAACUGAGAAUGAUUGCCAUGACAUUAAGACAAAUCCCUAUGUACGGUUCAGCCUGAUUGCAUCAGAAGUAAAAAAGACCUCAACAUGUGCAGUACAUACAGUAUAUUGGUGCCUUGCUUUUGUGGUACAUCUCCAUAUCUACAAUUUCCUGAAAAGUGCAUUAUGUCCCUCCGAACAGAAAUGGUUGUCUUCAUUUUCUCUCCUUGUAAAUGUUCUGACAUUUUACAUGUUUUUAUCCAGAGAUCCUUUUGCCACUGGGCAUAAAAAACGGGCCUUUGACAUGUCAACAUUCUGUCUCUUGUCUUUUAAUUUAUUUAAAUUAUGUGCACAUAUUUACACACUCUAGUAAUAGUCUCUGUUAGAUUUAUGAAGCCUGUAAUGUAAUGAAAAUGCAAGUGAACUUUUAUUCUCAUUCAUCAAUAAAGGAAAUUCUAUAAAGUUA